AUGGGCAUGCACGGACACCUCUCCUUUCUUCUCCUCCUCCUCCUCGGUCUCCAUGCCCCAGGGACUUUCAUCAGAGCAACAGUCCUGCUUGACACGCCACGUGUGGUAACCCUGAGUGAGGACUCGGUGCCAGGCACCCUUGUGGCCAAGGUGACUGUGUCCUGCAGCAAUGCAAGUGGCAGCCCCAAUGUCACCCUGCACAGUAUGGAGCCCGGACACCCCUUCAACCCCAUUGCCAUCAGCGCUAUGUCUGCCACCACGUUUCAGACAGAGGUGACACUACGUGCGGGUGCAGAGCUUGAUGCCUACCAGGCAAAUCAGUACACCCUGACCUUGUGGGCUGCCUGUCCUGGUGAGGAGGAAGUGGAAGAGCAGUUAUUUGUCCAGGUGAAACCAGGGCAGGCGCUGCACUGUGACACCCCCUUCGCCAGCAUGGAGGGAGCUGUGGUACAGGUGUCAGCAGAUGUGGCACCCCGGACCCCCCUGUACCGCGUGCUGCCAGGGUCACUUGGCGAGCUGACAUUCAGGCUCCAAAACCAUGAUACGCCACUUACACUUACCCGCUGGGGCCUGGUACUGGUACCUGACAACGGCUUUGGCCCCAUCAAGAGAACCCAGAGGUUCAAGCUGGGGAUCGAGGUGACGGAUCAUCACAGUCAUAACUGCAGCGGGGCUGUGUGGGUGGAAGUGCUGCCAUCGCGCUGUCCCAAUGUCACUUUCCUUGAGCCACAGCAGAAUGUGUAUGUGUCAGAGGGCACCAGCCCCUUGGAGGUCAUCACACAGGUCCAGGCCACAGGUGAAAAUGUCCGCUAUGCCAUCCUCACUCCUGUGUCACCUGCACUCUUCACCAUUGAUGAGAGGACAGGUAAGAUCCGCAACAUCCGCCAGUUGGAGGUGGCCAACGCACAGCUCCGUGUCCAGGCUUUCAGUGUCCAGUGCCCUGAUAACUAUGCCACUGCCAUCGUCAAUGUCAUUGUGAAUAGCACCAACUGGCAGGCACCCAGCUGUGUCCCUGCUAUCUCUGUGUCCCAGGUGCCCGAGACAGUGUCCCCUGGAAGCACCCUGGAGACACUGAUGUGUACUGACCCCAUUGGUGCUGACGGGGACCUGCGCUAUGCCCUUGAGGGGCCCCUGGCCUUCCGCUCUCGUUUCUGCAUGGAGGGGCCAAGGCUGCAGGUUAAUACCACCCUGGAUUGUGACUCAGAAGCUGCAGACCCUGUGGGCUUCCAGCUCACAGCCACCAUUGUGGUGACAGCAGGAGGGCAACCCCUACGGAGCACCCGUGUGCCCGUGCUUGUGACAGUGACGCCUGUCAAUGAAUUCACACCGGCCUGCCCCAGGAGUGCCACCUUCACCGUGCCAGAGACAGCGACUUUCGGCAGCGCUGUGGGACGUGUGGCUGGCACUGACCGUGACUACCCACGGAACAGCCUGGAGUACAGCCUGGAGGGUGGAACCAGCCCCGCGCAGCCCUUCUCCAUCGACACACGCACUGGUGAGAUCCACGUGGUGGGACCCCUGGACGCCCAGCGGCAGAAAAGAUACAGGCUGACGGUGAGGCUGACAGACACCCACAAUGACCUGAACCCAGCAAAGCGCUGGAGCUGCCUGUGCAAUGUGACUGUGAGCCUGCAGGCUGUGCUGGACCAGGCGCCAGUGUGUACCCCUGAGGUGCAGGAGUUGCAGAUCACAAGUGGGGCGGGUGGCCGCCAGACUGUCACUCGCCUGGUGUGCCAGGGCACCAUGCUAACAUACACCAUUGCUGGAGGCAAUGAGGAAGGUCGCUUUCAGCUGGAAGGGAACACACUCCUCUACCUCCCUGAUGACCUGGCUGAGCCCCGCACUUUUGUGCUGCUGGUGGAGGUGUGGGGCCACCCUAGUGUCCCUCACCGCAGCACUGUUGUGGCAUUGGUGGUGCAUGUCACCCCGCGGAGCACCCCAGUGCCAUCCAGCACCACCACCCAGCACACGACCCUGCAGAAGGAGCCACUGGUGGUCACCAGGACAGAGGUGGCAUGGCACCCCCCAGCCUGGUUUGUGGCCGUGCUGACCAUCUCUGCUGCCCUGCUGCUGGCCAUCCUGGGCUGUGUGGCCCGAAGCCUGCUGCACAGCAACCGAGACCCUGGCAAGCUAGUCCUGGGCAAGAGCCCCUGGGAUGUGGUGGAGCAGAGGGGUGAUGAGGAGGAGCAAGGCCGUCCCCACACUGGCAGCCUGGGUCAGUUUGACGGCUGUGCCCAGGACCCCUGCACCGGCAGGGACUAUCUGUUCAACAGCGUGACCGGGGCACGGCGAUGGAUCUGAGUAGUUUCACCUUCCAAGGGACUCCCGGUGACCCUCAGUUCCCACGUGCUGCGCUGGGUAGAGCACCAGGCGCUGGCAGGUGGGAGAAGGAGGAGGGGAUCCCUUUUCUGGGUAUGAAUUCGCUGCC
Molecule: messenger RNA, 2428 nt
Organism: Calypte anna (Anna's hummingbird)
Lineage: Eukaryota; Metazoa; Chordata; Aves; Apodiformes; Trochilidae
Gene: CDHR4
Product: cadherin related family member 4
Exons: 20
Coding region: 1-2301 (766 amino acids)
Biological process (GO): homophilic cell-cell adhesion
Cellular component (GO): membrane
Molecular function (GO): calcium ion binding
Source: RefSeq, a predicted model, not a curated record